Molecule: messenger RNA, 2103 nt
Organism: Ipomoea nil (Japanese morning glory)
Lineage: Eukaryota; Viridiplantae; Streptophyta; Magnoliopsida; Solanales; Convolvulaceae
Product: rust resistance kinase Lr10-like
Exons: 5
Coding region: 54-2093 (679 amino acids)
Biological process (GO): protein phosphorylation
Molecular function (GO): protein kinase activity; polysaccharide binding; ATP binding
Source: RefSeq, a predicted model, not a curated record
AGUUUAACUCUGAUCUUCCUCCUAUCCAGUAGUAAAGAUAAGAGUAGGAGAAGAUGGCGGCACUUAGAGUGUUAAGAAUAUGUAGUGUGAUUCUAAUGAGUUGUCUUGUUUGGUGUUCUACGAAUUGCAGAGCCCUGCAGCAGCACACAAACUGCUCUUCUUCUUGUGGUACCAUUCAAAACAUCCAGUCCCCUUUCCGAUUAGCCGGUGAUCCCAACUCCUGUGGUCAUCCAGAUUACCAACUUUCGUGCGUACAAAACCGCACCUUUCUACCUCUCAACUCUAAGCAAUAUUUGGUUCUUUCCAUAAAUUAUGGCAACUUUACAAUACGAAUUUUGGAUCCCGGUCUUGAAAGGAACAACAAUAAUAACUGCUCGCCUUUCCCCCAUUAUACUCUGAUGGACGUCGGGGACGUGCCACCACAAUAUUUGAAUCCUUUUUGGGCAGAAGCCUUCCCCACAAUAAGUGAAAUAAACAAUCCUGUCAUAUUCAUCGUCUGUAGAAAUCCAGCACGAUCCACCUUAUAUGUCAACAUAGAUGCCAGUGGCUUCUGCGGAAAUAACUACUCUUUGGGUUACUCCCAUUCUUACGCCUUAGUUGGAGAUGGUGAUGAGUGGGCGAGGAACAAAGCAAUUGUGGGAAACUUAGAGGAUUCAUGUGCCAUGAUUGGGGUUGCUUGGAUCUCAUCAUCUUUGUCUUUUCAUCAACUCCGGGACGCACUGGCUUGGGGAUUUGAUCUCCCAUGGUUUCGUUUCAACUGUAGUGCCGAGUGUUUACACAAACAUGACCGCGAUUGUAGGUAUGACUACAUCAGCGCCGCAACCACCUGCUUCAGAUAUGGCUAUUACUGCUCACUUCAGCUCAAGCCUUUUGAAUUCCGCUUAACACCCCAGUGUCUAAAAUACAUAUGGCAAAAUGAACAAAAUGAACUAAGAAGACUCAUCGGUGCCAUUGCAUCGGGAAGAUUUCUUUUGGGGUUAUUGUUUCUAUUCAGCAUAGUAUUGUAUAAACUACGGCGGCGGCACUUGUCUGCUUAUCACACCAUUGAAGAAUAUCUAAAUGGUCCAAACAAUCACCUCAUGCCAAUAAGGUACACCUACUCUGACUUAAAAAAGAUGACCAACAAUUUCAAGCACAAAUUGGGUGAAGGAGGCUAUGGAAUUGUGUUCAAAGGAACACUUCGAAGUGGCCCUUUUGUUGCCGUAAAGAUGAUGGGCAAAUCCAAAGCCAAUGCCCAAGAUUUCAUAAGUGAAGUUGGGACAAUUGGCAGGAUUCACCACACCAAUGUUGUGCGAUUGAUUGGCUUUUGUGUUGAGGGCUCAAAGCAUGCACUUAUAUAUGAAUUCAUGCCCAAUGGAUCCCUAGAUAAGUACAUAUUUUCAAAAGAAGAAAGUCGUCAUUCCUUGAGUUAUGACAAAAUGUUUGAGAUCUGCAUUGGAGUUGCUCGCGGGAUUGAUUAUUUGCACCGAGGUUGUGACAUGAGAAUUCUACAUUUCGAUAUCAAACCUCAUAAUGUUCUUCUCGACGAGAAUUUCAGUCCUAAAAUUUCCGACUUUGGUCUUGCAAAAUUAUAUUCCACUAAAGAUAGUAUCGUGCCACUCACCGCAGCCAGAGGCACAAUGGGGUACAUGGCACCAGAACUAUUCUACAGAAGUAUAGGCGGGAUUUCACAUAAAGCCGAUGUUUAUAGUUUCGGGAUGUUAUUAAUGGAAAUGGGAGGGAGAAGGAAGAACUUAAAUCCAAUGGUGGAGCACACAAGCCAAAACUACUUCCCUUCAUGGGUUUAUGAGCGAUUCAAGGACGGGAAGGAUAUGGACAUGGAUGAUGCAACCGAGGUGGAAAAGAAGGUGGUAAAGAAGAUGAUAAUAGCGGCAUUUUGGUGCAUACAAAUGAAGCCUAGUGAUCGUCCAUCCAUGAAUGAAGUUGUAGAGAUGCUUGAAGGAGAUGUUGAAGUAUUAGAAAUGCCUCCCAGGCCUUUUCUGUGUGCCGAUGAUCUCCCAACAGAUGAUGAUGAGAUUACUACCUCUACUUACACUGAAAGCACAGAAUUAUCGAUGUUAUCAGGACAUCCCAUGCGUUCUGAUAGUUUAUAGAUGCGUGAAA